GCGGUGAGGCCUGGGGAGCCCUGCGCGCCGGGACGCGCGGGCCGGCAUGGCGAUGCACGCCCUCACCGGCUUCUCGCUGGUCAGCCUGCUCAGCUUCGGCUACUUGUCCUGGGACUGGGCCAAGCCGAGUCUGGUGGCCGACGGCCCCGGCGAGGCCAGCGAGCAGCCCUCCGUCGCUCCACCCCAACCUCCCCACAUUAUCUUCAUCCUUACCGACGACCAGGGCUACCACGACGUGGGCUACCAUGGCUCAGAUAUCGAGACCCCUACGCUGGACCGGCUGGCCGCCGAGGGUGUCAAGUUGGAGAAUUAUUAUAUCCAGCCCAUCUGCACGCCUUCGCGGAGCCAACUUCUUACUGGCAGGUACCAGAUCCACACAGGACUUCAGCACUCCAUCAUCCGCCCCCGGCAGCCUAACUGCCUGCCCCUGGACCAGGUGACACUACCUCAGAAGCUGCAGGAGGCAGGUUACUCUACCCACAUGGUGGGGAAAUGGCACCUGGGCUUCUACCGGAAGGAGUGCCUGCCCACCCGCCGGGGCUUUGACACCUUCCUGGGCUCGCUCACAGGCAACGUGGACUACUACACCUACGACAACUGCGACGGCCCUGGGGUCUGCGGCUUUGACCUGCAUGAAGGUGAGAGUGUGGCCUGGGGGCUCAGCGGCCAGUACUCCACCAUGCUCUAUGCCCAGCGUGUCAGCCACAUCCUAGCCAGCCACAGCCCGCGGCAGCCCCUCUUCCUCUAUGUGGCCUUCCAGGCCGUACACACCCCCCUGCAGUCCCCUCGUGAGUACCUGUACCGCUACCGCACCAUGGGCAACGUGGCCCGGCGGAAGUACGCGGCCAUGGUGACCUGCAUGGACGAAGCCGUGCGCAAUAUCACUUGGGCCCUUAAGCGCUAUGGUUUCUACAACAACAGCGUCAUCGUCUUCUCCAGUGACAACGGUGGCCAGACCUUCUCCGGGGGCAGCAACUGGCCACUGCGAGGACGCAAGGGCACUUACUGGGAAGGUGGUGUGCGGGGCCUGGGCUUCGUCCAUAGCCCUCUGCUCAAGCGAAAGCGACGGACCAGCCGGGCGCUGGUGCACAUCACAGACUGGUACCCGACCCUGGUGGGUCUGGCGGGGGGCACUGCCUCCACGGCCGAUGGGCUGGACGGCUAUGAUGUGUGGCCAGCCAUCAGCGAGGGCCGGGCCUCGCCACGCACGGAGAUUCUGCACAACAUUGACCCGCUCUACAACCACGCCCGGCACGGCUCCCUCGAGGGGGGCUUCGGCAUCUGGAACACGGCCGUGCAGGCUGCCAUCCGCGUGGGCGAGUGGAAGCUGCUGACGGGGGACCCCGGCUAUGGGGACUGGAUCCCACCACAGACGCUGGCGGCCUUCCCCGGCAGCUGGUGGAACCUGGAGCGCAUGGCCAGCGCCCGCCAGGCUGUGUGGCUCUUCAACAUCAGUGCCGACCCGUACGAGCGGGAGGACCUGGCUGGCCAGCGGCCAGAUGUGGUCCGCGCCCUGCUGGCCCGCCUGGUGGACUAUAACCGCACGGCCAUCCCCGUGCGCUACCCGGCUGAGAACCCCCGGGCCCAUCCUGACUUCAAUGGGGGUGCCUGGGGGCCCUGGGCCAGCGAUGAGGAAGAGGAGGAGGAGGAGGAGGAGGCCAGGUCUCGAAGCUUCUCCCGGGGACGCCGCAAGAAAAAAUGCAAGAUUUGCAAGCUGCGAUCCUUUUUCCGUAAACUCAACACAAGACUGAUGUCGCACCGGAUCUGAUGGGGGUGGGGGGAGGUGAGGAUCUCUGCCCCUCUUAAAUGUAUUCCGCAACUCAAGCCUGGUCCUGCUCUUCCCCACGAAGGAGCCUGAGGUCACCUCACCAUCUACAGGGAAAUGGAGGGCGUACAGCCACUCAGGGCUGGGGGUAGAAUAAACUAGACUGGGAUGCCUGGAUCCCAGUCUUGCUUCUCCGUUGACUUACUCUGUGACCUCAGGAGACCUGUAUAAGCUCUCUGGGCCUCACUUUCCUCAUCUGUGAAAUGAGCUCUAAUGACGUUGUGGCUCUGUGGUGUGGACCUGGUGCCUGGUUCCAUGGUGGAGUUCCUGGGACCUCACCACCUUCCAGCUCAUUGAAGGUCUCAUGCUUGAACCCUGACCUCUGUGGUACUGCUUGGGUGAGGGGCCACAUGGAAGCAAGUCCAGGCCUGGACCCCCCCAGCCAAGGCAUGGCAAUCUGGCCACUUUCUGAAGAGAUCCCCCAAGUGCUGUGGGUGGAGGUGCAGGGAUCCAGGGAGGUGACCUGGCCUGGGGUUGGACUGUUGUGGGUGGGGGGCCUGUGGUAGAGAGAUCUCCUUCCUGCCCCCAGCACCCAGAGGAACUGGCCUGGUUGUUAGCUGCUGCAGGUCCAAGGGUUGUGGAAAGAGCUAUGAAAAGAGCCCCUGAACCAAUAAUCAGGACAUCUGGGUUCUGUUUUGGCCUUGGGCCCAGUCCUUCCCCUCUGGGCCUCAAUUUCCCCACCUGCAAAUGGGGAUGCUGGCCCUGGCUCUGCCUACCUCACAGGGUUGUAGAGGACUGGCCAGGCUAGUGAUUGUGGAGGAGCCCAUGAACUUGAUUAAAAUGCAGUAACACAGAA
Messenger RNA from Miniopterus natalensis, 2621 nucleotides. RefSeq names its product arylsulfatase family member I (gene ARSI). Gene Ontology annotation, molecular function: sulfuric ester hydrolase activity. The record is from RefSeq and is a predicted model, not a curated record. Lineage: Eukaryota; Metazoa; Chordata; Mammalia; Chiroptera; Miniopteridae.